Messenger RNA from Pistacia vera, 1431 nucleotides. RefSeq lists its product as uncharacterized. Bases 237 to 1172 code for a protein of 311 amino acids. Gene Ontology annotation, biological process: developmental process involved in reproduction. The transcript is spliced from 8 exons. The record is from RefSeq and is a predicted model, not a curated record. Lineage: Eukaryota; Viridiplantae; Streptophyta; Magnoliopsida; Sapindales; Anacardiaceae.
CACAAGUCGAAACCGUGAGAGCGAGCGGAGAUCCACUUCUCUGAAAUUUGAAAUUUCACUUCCCCGCGCUUUCUCGGUUCCCAAACACCGGUAAUCGCUUCACUACUUCUUCUUUCGACUUCUUUUGUUAAUUCAAUUUCUGCAUUUCUGUGUUUGAUCGCCGAGAAACCCAAGGAAAAACAACAGAAAACUUGAUUCAGUGUGAAAAUUCGCUUGUUUUGCAUUAUUUGAUGUAGAUGGAGUCUUUGUACGCGAAGCUCUUUGAGAAAUACGAUAAAUUGAAGAAGAAAAAAUUCACUGAAUUUGAAGAAAUUAACAAAGAUCAAGAAUUGAAGUUUGUAAAUUAUGUGACUGCUGCAGAAGAGUUGAUAGAAUACUUGAGAAAUGAUAAUGAGCAGCUACGUGCUCAAGUUAACAACUUGAGAACUGAAUUGGACACCAUCAGGUGCACGAACAAUGAACAAGUUGUUGAGUACCAAAAACUUUUAAUGGAAGAGAACCAAAAGAAUAAAGCUCUGUCUGAAGAAGUUGAGAGGCUCCAAAAGUUUUAUCAAGAGAGAAUUUCUUCAUGCUCAAAGGAUGACAAAAAUGAUAACAUGCAGCUGAAUACUCCUAAAGGUGCCCAAACUGUAUCUGGAAAGUUGCCUACUGGCUCCUCCAAAAGAAUGAAAAGAAAGCGUAGCAGUGAAAUUAGGACUGAGAGAGAAGGUACAGUUAUGCCUAGUUGCAGUGGCCAAGAUGAUGCCAUUGCAGGAGAAUCAAUGAAGGAUUUAUCAAAAGAAACUGUGUCCAGUGGAGGUUUUGUAUAUGAUCGGCUGCCAGAAUGUUGCAAAAGAACUAUUGACAGAUCAGGUGAUGUAAAUGACAGUGGUUGUCCUAACUGUCUGUUUCAAGCUCUCGUUGAGUACCUAGUCGGCAUGAAAGUAUCUGCACUUUCUCAAACUGAUGGAAUAUGCAUUUCAGCUCUGCAUCAAUCAAGUGGUUACUCAUUCAGUCUAACAUGGGUAGAAAAUGCAGCCGGGAAGGAAUCAGAGCUGCUCUACCGUGUAGUAUCUCUCGGAACAUUUGAGAGAGUAGCGCCCGAGUGGAUGAGGGAGGUCCUAAUGUUCAGUAUGAGCAUGUGUCCGAUAUUUUUCGAGAGGAUAGCACGUGUGAUCAAGCUACAUAACUAAGAGUUCUCCCUUUCUGACUGUUGUGAUCAAGCUAAGAUUUCUUGCUGUUUUCUGAUUUAAAAUUUCUCUUCAAAUUGACAACUGCUGAGUUGUGACGAGCUGCUUUUGAUAGGCUCUUGUAUAUCUUGUUUUAGGCAGACAUUGAAACCUUCCAAUCAAUGUCUACUUGCUCGAUUAGCGUCUUCACUUGUGAAUCUGAAAACACGGUAUGUAAUUAAAUUGUUUAGGGUUUGUUGGUAUGGUGUUUGAUACUUAAACU